Colletotrichum paranaense is the source of this 1155-nucleotide messenger RNA. RefSeq lists its product as uncharacterized. The transcript has 5 exons. The record is from RefSeq and is a predicted model, not a curated record. Lineage: Eukaryota; Fungi; Ascomycota; Sordariomycetes; Glomerellales; Glomerellaceae. The coding region runs from base 1 to 1155 and encodes 384 amino acids.
AUGGAUAUGGAAGUGGAAUCGGACAUCAUUGAGGACGGAGGCGCGCCGGGGUUCGCUCCCCAUGGGAAGGCCGUCAUAGCUUGCGCGACCAUUUCGGUCGGACUCGCUGGUCUCAUCGUCGGACUGCGGUUUUUCGCACGAUUAUAUCCCGCGCGACUGCUAGGAAAGGAGGACUGGUGCAUAUUCAUCGCAUGGCUUUUCUCAGCGGCGACUUCUAUUGGCAUGUGCCUUCAGGUCAAGACGGGCAUGGCCGAGGAGUUCUCGACUCUCAGCGUUUAUCAGCAACAAACCUUUUUCAAGUGGGCAUACCUCACUAUAAUAUUCUACAACACUGGCCUCGCCUGCGUCAAAGUCUCGAUCCUCCUUCUCUACCUGAGAAUCCUUAGAGACCUCAAUUACCGUAAGGCAUGCUACGUGGUCCUAUUUUUCGUGGUGUGCGUGUCGCUAUGGACGGUCUUAUCCUCGAUAUUCUUCUGCGUGCCCAUUACCAAGAACUGGGACCGUGCCGUCACUGGCGUCUGCUUCAGCCAGGGCAUUGCCUGGUUCGUCAAUGCCGCUCUGAAUAUCCUUACCGACUUUGCAAUUCUUAUCCUGCCAUUACCGAUUCUGCCCAAGAUCAAGCAGUCUCGCCGGCAGAAGAUUGGGCUAUAUCUCAUCUUUGCGCUCGGCUUUUUCAUCUGCGUGGUCUCCAUCCUCCGUAUACCAUCCCUCAUCGUCGCGAAAUACUCUCGCGACCCAACAUUAGACAGCCCAGGCAUAGCAAAAUGGUCCGUCGUAGAAUUAAACACAGCCAUCGUCUGCGCUAGCCUCAUCACUCUCAAACCACUCGCCAUGCGCUUCUUCCCCCGCAUGCUGGGCUCCAACCGCGGCGACGUCGGCCGACAGCGUGGCCCCGGAUCCGAAGAGAUACCCGCGACCGUAGGUUCUAAGGAAGCGCGAAACGGGGGCGUGAAGCAUGGCCACGCGCGGGCGGUGUCUGACGGUAGUACCAUCCAGCUAAACCACGAUACCUUUGGAGGGGAUUCGGCGAUGCAUACGCAGCAUACGGAAAGCUCACGACUUAGUUCUGCGGGGACGUCGGAUCUGGAGCAGGGGAUGAAGGCGUCGGCUGUCGAAGUCGAAGGAGAUUUGGCGAUACGAACGGAUAAAGCAUGA